GUGAUUUGCAUCCAAAAAACAUGUUUACCCAACUGAAUCCCAACCUUUCCAACCUGGAAUCCAUUCGAAAAUAUCUUCUUGAUGAUCAUUUUGACACUUUUCCUGACUAUUACCAAAACCUAGCUACUUUUUCCAACUUUAACUUUAAUAAUGAUUGGAGUUUCCACAACAACUCAGUCGACUCAUCCAUAAACAUGGACUUGAGUUCAUCAAACUCGACCGAGGCGUAUAGCUAUGGUUCAAGCCUGUUUUCUUCACAUACGGGGGAUGAUCAAAUACUAAUUCUUGAUGAUUUUGAAACAUGCAGUUUUUUAGUUGAAAACAUUGACGAAAAUCUUGAAGUCACAAAUUCAUAUCAUAGCCAAGAUAACGCCCCGAAGGCGAAAAUAUUACAAGACACCAAUAGAGAAGUUGCUAAAAUUCCACAGUCAUCUUCAGCCAUCAAAAAUAACACGACGAAAGCAGCAAACAAGCCGCUAAAGAUGGAUUUCUCAACCGGGCAUAUCAUUCCAUGUGGUGGUGUAAAACGAGAGCGAGAUGACGGGGAUGGGUUGCAAGCUACUGAGAGGAGGUACAGAGGUGUAAGACGACGGCCAUGGGGGAAGUUCACCGCAGAGAUGAGGAACCCAGAAAAGAAAGGCUUGAGAUUAUGGCUAGGGACUUACGAGACAGCAGAAGAAGCAGCCAUGGCGUACGAUCGAGCUGCUUUUAAGUAUCGUGGGUCUCAAGCUUUGCUUAACUUCCCACAUUUGAUCGGAUCACAUUCACAGCAUGAAAAUCUCGAGAAGUAUACCAACAAAAGGAAGAGGAGCAAACAUACUAAUUAGGGUUUACAAAGCUGGAGAACUCUAGUCCAACAUGUACCUGCUUGAUAAGUGUACGAUGAGAUACGAUUAAAAAAAAUACUAUGUAUGUCUUGCAUUUAGGUCUUGUAUUACUGUACAAUAUUGCUUCUUGUACGAAGCAAAAACCUUAGGCAACCUUAACUUGACACUAGACAUUAGAUGUAUGUAGAAUUAAGAAUACAAGACUACAUGUGUUAAAUCUUAACAUUUUAU
This is a messenger RNA of Helianthus annuus (common sunflower), 1058 nucleotides long. RefSeq names its product ethylene-responsive transcription factor ERF105. Gene Ontology annotation, molecular function: DNA binding; DNA-binding transcription factor activity. The transcript has a single exon. The record is from RefSeq and is a predicted model, not a curated record. NCBI's taxonomy places the organism in Eukaryota, Viridiplantae, Streptophyta, Magnoliopsida, Asterales, Asteraceae. Gene Ontology annotation, biological process: regulation of DNA-templated transcription; ethylene-activated signaling pathway. The coding region runs from base 21 to 827 and encodes 268 amino acids.